Molecule: messenger RNA, 4093 nt
Organism: Clupea harengus (Atlantic herring)
Lineage: Eukaryota; Metazoa; Chordata; Actinopteri; Clupeiformes; Clupeidae
Gene: p2rx7
Product: purinergic receptor P2X, ligand-gated ion channel, 7
Biological process (GO): cell surface receptor signaling pathway; calcium ion transmembrane transport; response to ATP
Cellular component (GO): plasma membrane
Molecular function (GO): ATP binding; purinergic nucleotide receptor activity; extracellularly ATP-gated monoatomic cation channel activity
Source: RefSeq, a predicted model, not a curated record
GAGGUUCUGAUUGGUCCAUGGCACUUUUAUCUAUCUAUCCUGAGGUUCUGAUUGGUGUGUGACCAAUUUUGACUUAGUAUUUCCUCCUUGGGAGUUGUGUGUUGAUUGGGUUCGGCCUGUGAUGAGUUCAGUUAAUGAUACUGAAUGUCAGUGCUUACUAGAUACGCACAUGGUGCAGCCAGUGAUAUAUGAAGGGAUUUGUGUUUUGCACAAAAAGGUCUACAAAUCUGAAUCAAGUGUGAAAACAGGGGAAUAGUGUUUAUAGAUUUAAAGAUUGGUCUAUCUUUUGGUAGAUGGCAUUAUGGUUUGGGAUGUUUCCCCGUCAUUGUGAGUCAGCAAUGGAGAAAAACUGCAAUUCUGAGCACAGGCCUAUUUAUUUAUUUCCAUUAAGAAUUUUCGUAAAACUGUAUUAUGACUGUUUAAAAUAACAAACUACUAUCAAUAUCAAUGACCUGAUUAAGCAGAAAUACUGAAGAGACAAGAAAGCAAAGUAAAUCAAAGCGAUCUUUAUUCUAGCUACUUCUUUCACUCAUAAGAGUCCUGUAAAAGUCCAUCAAAUUAAAUCAUCCAUUAAAAAUGAAGCUGAAAGAACAUAGAUCAGAUAAAUAAAAGAAAAAAUAAUAAAUAAAUAAAAAGUAGAGUGCUUUCAAUCAGUUAACGAAAAGAAUCUGAGAACAUGUCUUGAGUCUAGAUUUGAAACUGGCUACCGUUGGAGUACAUUUGAUGUCUUUAAAGGCUUGCAGUUAAGUGAUGCCAUCAAUUCAGCAGAGGGUUAACUAUUGCAGUAAAAGUUAAUAGAUUGUGCCAUGCAGAGCGGGCACAACCUAUAAACAAAAAUAUGCCUAGAGACGCCCGUGGUGGGAUUAUGGUCGCCUGAAGUUUAUUUGCCGUUGAGAACAAGCAAUUUUAAACUACAGGGGGAGGAAAUGUUAUCUAGGAUGAACCAUGGUUUCCCGGUGAAAGACAGUGAGUGAAGAAUAUCUAGAUAUCGUCAAUUGGUCGACCAGCUGUGAGUAAGAGAAUGUGGUCGGACCAUGUGACCACCCCGGAGAAUAGUAGUAGAGUCUUGAGAGAGAGAGCUCCCUCCUCCAACAUGCCUUGCGGUCUACUCAAUCUGUGCGAAUAUGAAACUCACAAACUCGUGAAAAUAAAAAGUGUUAAACUCGGAUCGAUGAAAUGGAUGACUAACGGAAUUAUUUUGAUGUUUAUUUGCAUCAUGCUGUUUUGGAACCAAGAAUACCAAGCAUACGACUUGGUCGUUAGCUCGGUAACCACAAAGGUGAAGGGGGUGGCGCUGACCAGCAUGCCUGGCAUCGGUGAUGUGGUCUGGGAUGUGGUGGACCAUAGCGGCCCUUCCCAGGGGAAGAACUCAUUUUUUGUGGUCACCAAUGUCCUUGCCACGAAGCAACAGAAGCAGAGCAAAUGCCCAGAGACACCCCAGGACGGGAGGUUGUGCCGCUCAGAUAAGGACUGUGAGAUGGGCUACUGGGACCAGCGCAGCCAUGGUGUGCAGACAGGUGUAUGUGUGAAAUUUGAUGUUACCAGAAAGACCUGUGAGGUUGCUGCGUGGUGCCCCGUUGAGAAGAGAAAACACCCUCCAAGGCCUGCUCUACUGGCAUCAGCAGAAAACUUCACUGUCCUGAUCAAGAACAACAUCCGAUUUCCAGCCUUUAAUUAUAUAAGAAGGAAUAUCCUGCCGGAAAUGACGGAUACCUACCUGAAGAGCUGCAUCUUUAACCGACGAACCCACCCGCACUGUCCCAUCUUCCGCUUGGGAGACAUUGUGACUCAGGCAAAGGAGAACUUCACUGAGAUGGCAGUAGAGGGUGGUGUGAUUGGGGUCCAGAUCAACUGGGAGUGCGAUCUGAACCCAUUGUUCCACAGGUGCUUGCCCAAGUACUCGUUCCGGCGGUUGGACGAGAAGGAGAGCAAUAGAACCCUAUACCCUGGGCUGAACUUUAGGUUUGCAAGGUACUACACAGAGAAUAGCAUCGAGCACCGGACUUUGUACAAAGCCUUUGGGAUCCGGUUUGAUGUCAUGGUGUUUGGCAAGGCUGGGAGGUUCAGUGUAAUACAGCUUGUCAUCUAUAUCGGAUCAACACUAUCGUACUAUGCACUGACCACUGUAUUCCUAGACUGGCUCAUUGGGAGCAGAUGCUACUCCAGAGAGGCCAAACACUACUCCGAAAGGAAGUUUGAGUCCAUUCAGGAUCAACAGGAGUGUUUGCUUGGCGUCUCUUUUGUGGAUGAGGACAAAGUACGGUUGGUGAAGAGGUCCAAAAAGAAAAGUUUACAGAAAGUAAAGCCCAUUUCAUUUCACCAGCGGAAGGAUGAAUCUACAAGCUUCAAGGCCAUGAUCAGUGCGCUGCAGACACCAGCCAGACCGGACAUGCUUGCCCAGAAUGGGUCUGAGGCUGACGGGGGAAAGGGGCAGAGCUCUGGCACACCUCUGCUGGAGAUGCCCCGGGGCAACUGCCCCUCGUGGUGCCAAUGUGGCUGCUGCCCCCCCUCUGACCUGCUGGAGGAACAGCUGUGCUGCAGACGGGGGCGGGGGCGCUGCCUCACCUCCUCCCCUCUCUUCCCCUCCCUGGUGCUGAGCCGCCACACACUGGAGACCAUGCUGCUCUACAGGAGCCCCCUGGCGGAGCUGCACGAGGAGGCCCACCUGCGCCAUGAGGCCUAUGCCCAGUACAUCAGCUGGCGGUUUGGAGCAGCUCUGCCCCAGGAGGCGAAGCCCGUCAUGCCCAGCUGCUGUGUGGCCAGGGUCAGAGCGGAGUUCCCCAGCCCUGACGGCCAGUACAGCGGCCUCGGGCUUCGCCAGGCCCUCCGACCCAGCUAGGGUGUCGGCACAAGAAAGACACAAGCUCGUUUUCGUUUGGACUAAUCUCGCUCGCCUUAAUAAAUCUAAGUGUACUUCUGUCAGGUAGGCUCCAAACACAUUCACUUACAGUUGAACUUUUACUGAGGCAAAACUGCUAUGCAGUUAGUACAGUAAGACACUGUUCUGAAUGAAUGAGAAGCUGUUUUGACCUGCAUGCCUUUGCACAUUGUGUGAGCAGUCCCAUACUUGUAUGCUACUGAGUGGAGUACAAGGACUUUGCAUGUCCUAUAAGUAUGUUAUUAUAUUGCCUUUAAGUAUGCUAUUAUAUUGCCUUGUGCACCCAGGACAAAAAUGGCUUUACUUUACUGAAACAUGUUUCUUAAAUGGUCCGCUUGUGUGAUGCUGUUACUAAAGGGAAUUCAGUAAAAGUAGCAGAACAUGAACAUAAACAUGAAUGAACCCUACCAUCUACCAUCACCCUCUCUACAGCCUAACCCUAACCCUGCUUAUUGGUUUGGUUUCAUUCAGAAGGAGGUUAUUCCAGUGGUGCCUGUUGGGGUUAGGGUUAGGUUAACCCUAGUUAUUCCACUGGCGUCUGUUGUCUGAUGUCUCCAGUGGCGUCUGUUGUCUGAUGCCUGUUGAUUUGUAUGAAGCCGGGGUGAUAAUACAGCAUAUCUAAUAUCUAAGUGUGUUACAAUACCACUGCGCUUCUAAUAUCUAAGUGUGUUACAAUACCACUGGACUUCUAAUAUCUAAGUGUGUUACAAUACCACUGCGCUUCUAAUAUCUCAGUGUGUUACAAUACCACUGGACUUCUAAUAUCUAAGUGUGUUACAAUACCACUGCGCUUCUAAUAUCUCAGUGUGUUACAAUACCACUGCGCUUCUAAUAUCUCAGUGUGUUACAAUACCACUGGACUUCUAAUAUCUCAGUGUGUUACAAUACCACUGCACUUCUGCAUGUACACUGACACAUGACAGAGGGUUAGUUUACUAAUGAAGUUUUCUAAACACAGUUCAGAAGGAAUACAUAUAGAUGAUUGGCAGCCUAGAUUAUUUAGACACUGUACAAUCAAUAAAUCAUUCAUGAACUUACCUGCCAUCUUUCUACUCACCCUAACGAUGACGUUGCAUUAAUGCUGAAUACAGCUACUGGGACCUGAGCCGUAACAGGCUAUAGCCCCAGCCGUGAGCCUUGUCUAAGCCUGUUUGUAUUCAAAUAUAUUCAAUAUAUCCAUCUGAUGUAAGAUACUGAAAUAAAGUUUUUACUCUA